This is a messenger RNA of Seriola aureovittata, 2312 nucleotides long. It is a transcript of the gene drc1, whose product is annotated as dynein regulatory complex subunit 1 homolog (Chlamydomonas). The transcript is spliced from 15 exons. NCBI's taxonomy places the organism in Eukaryota, Metazoa, Chordata, Actinopteri, Carangiformes, Carangidae. Gene Ontology annotation, cellular component: axonemal dynein complex; axoneme. Gene Ontology annotation, biological process: cilium-dependent cell motility; axonemal dynein complex assembly; regulation of cilium movement. The coding region runs from base 136 to 2193 and encodes 685 amino acids. The record is from RefSeq and is a predicted model, not a curated record.
UCUGGUGACUCCGUCGCUAUAGCAACGUUUAAACAAAACAAACCGUGUUGGCACAGCGCCGCAGAUUUUUGCAGUCUUCACCAUCACAGUAUUGAGCACUUUCUGUCAGUGCCUUUCACUCGACAUAAUCUGAACAUGGAGGAAGAAUAUACGGAUCCAAAACAGUCGCCUGAUCCCCCUGCGUUGUCCGAAAAUCAGGAAGCUAACAACCGGGUCAAGAAGGAGGUCAUUGAGGAGGCCCAGGAGAACCUGCCUGAGGGGGAGAAGGUGGACGAAAGUCAGAUCACUCCUCAGAAGAUAACCAACCUGCAGAGAGAGUUGACAGUGUUUGUGAGCAACAUCCAAACUGCUGUUGAUGCCAGAGAGUCAAUGCGAAGGAAGGAGGUGGAGGAGGCUCACAAAGUUAGAUCGGAGCGACUGGAAAAUCAUGUGAAGUCCAGCCAGGAGAAAUUUGAGGAGAUUACCAGAGGGUGGUUGAUAGUUAAGGAGAAGGCGACCCUUCAGGAGCUGCGGAAAGCUCGGGACAGCCAGCAGCAGCUGUGUGCUCUUCUAUUAGAAGACAAGAAAAAAAUCAUAAAUGAUCUGCAACAGGAGAUGAAGGCUGGAGACGAUCGCUAUGUGAAGGACUUGAGGAAGGAGGCAGAGGAGCUGGACCUGAUGAUUGAGAGAAUGGAGGACAACAUGAAAACCCUGAAAAAAGCCUACAGGGAGGAGAUGGGCCAGAUUAAGAGAGUUUAUCAGCAGCAAAAUGAAGUCAUACGUACAAGAGAUGUGACCGAAUGGGAACAACUCCUGACAGAACUCUGGGACAGAGAGCAAGGGAGGCUGCAGCAGAGGAGGGAAAAAGUGGAGGAGUAUGAAGAUGUAUUUCACAGACUGAUGCUGAAGAAUGUGGAUAGCCAAAACUCCAACCAGGUGGAAAACAAUGCAAAGAUUGCUCUGCAGGUUACGGAGAGAGAGCAACAAAAGAAAACCGUCGAUGAUAUGGUCAAAAGGCUAGCAAAAAUAAGGCAAGAGUAUGAGACAGAAGAACACAAGGUCAACCUGGGCUGUAUGAAGAAAAGGGCUUUAAGUCUGCAGGCAGAGCUGAAAAACCUAGUUACCCAGAACACCAAUUACGUGAAACGGAUAAGGGAGACCAGACGGCAUUUGUCAAAAAAAAUCAAACGCAGCAUCCAGCAGUAUGAACGCACACAGAAGAAAAUCAAGUACUUUAUAGUCGCUGAUGCUACAAAAUUUGAGGAGAUGUGGAUCACCGUUGAAGCAGAGGUGAAGCAACUAGUUGAGAGGGCUUUAGUUACUGACUCGCUGAUUUGCAAGCAGCACCUUGGCUUAGCCUGGAAGCGCCCUCCGAUGGCCUUCAUGGAGCUCUCUGGUCCCAUCCAGCCUCAGAAACAGGCCCAUAAGGCCGCCUCUGAGCUCUUUCCAACUGGACAGGCUUUACAGUGCAGCCAGGGGACGAUGGACACUUCAGACUGGCCUAGGCUGGAGGCUGAGGCUGAUAGCACAGACAUGGAAAUGUCCAAGGAAGGGACAGUGGGGCAGGGUGAGGGCGAUGCAGAGGUGGAGGACGGGAAGCUGUCGAUGGACACGUUGAAGAAAGUGAUGGAGCUGCUGUGUGAUGAAGCGGGCUUUCUGAUGGAGGAUGCACUCCUGAAGCUGCUGGCUCCCCUGGAGAAGGAAGAACAGAUUAUUGUGAAGAUGGGCUCUCUCCUGUGUUCCUUUGGCAUUGAAGAAGAGGAUGUGGCCAAGUUGGUUCAUUUCUUCUUAAAGGAAAAGACGGAGGAUGUUUGUGGUGAGCAGGGUGAGUCCAGUGACCAGGCAGAGGCAGUGGAAAGCAGCUCUACGUCUAAUCUGACCUCUGACCUCAUCCAUCCGAAUCAUGUCCUGCCUGCUCUCAAAAGUUUCCUCAAGCAGCACAUGAGGGAGAAGAAGCAGACCAGUUUUCUGGAAGUAGAAGUCCGGGAUAGUUCAGAGGACGAAGCCUACUGGGAGAGUAUGGGUAACAUAAUCUCUGAGGACAAAGUCAAACUCUGGGAAUUAGCAGAGACCACACUACACCAGUACCUAGAGGUUCUCAGCGAGAUCUCGGAGUUCAUCCCUGAGGCGGAGGGUCUGUGGCAGCAGAACACAGAGCUGCGGAUGCUGCUGGAACAAUCGCUCGUCUCCAAAGUCGUACAUCAGACGCCAUAGCACAUCAUCAAGGUGGAAUCAGCACAUGUAUGAACAUGUACUCAGUUUAUAUUCAUGGUAAAGAAGAAAGCCUCUAUGAGAUCAUUUUGUGGUUGCAGUUUUUAUUUUUUACAGCUCGA